AUGGGGUAAGAAAUCUGAGAUGUAUUUUAUUUUUAAACCGAUACAAAUUACUAAACUGAUAUUGUGAUGAUCAAAGUAAAUUUGUUUUAUUUUUUGUGCAAAACACAUUUAUAUCAGCUCUCACAUAUUUUGGCUCUUUUAAAAAGAAACUCAAAAAAAAUAAAUUAGGCAAGAUUGCUUUGUUCGUUUGCAUAGCUGAUAAAGUUCUGAGAGCAAAGCAAUAUGCGGAACCCUAAUUUUAAGCCAUUUAGCAAUUAGUAAAGAGUGGAUUUAGCGGUUCAAUCUACUUCACUUAAAACGAGGACAUGACGCAAUUAGAAUAUUAUGAAAAUCUAAAUGAUGCCUUAUUAAAUUGUAUUUAUGCAUAUUACAUUCAUUUAAAUUAAAUAAUUUUCUCUAAAUUCGAGUCAAUUAACAAAAAUCUGAAUAGGGGCAUAUUCUUUCAUGCUAAAUCUGAUUAGUCAUUGACAUCUAAAGAAGAACUAAUUAUUAUUAAUAAUAAUCAUAGUAAUAUAUACAUCUUUCUAUGA
This is a messenger RNA of Paramecium primaurelia, 530 nucleotides long. The record is from the annotation of a GenBank genome assembly. NCBI's taxonomy places the organism in Eukaryota, Ciliophora, Oligohymenophorea, Peniculida, Parameciidae.